Molecule: messenger RNA, 219 nt
Organism: Aspergillus melleus
Lineage: Eukaryota; Fungi; Ascomycota; Eurotiomycetes; Eurotiales; Aspergillaceae
Exons: 3
Coding region: 1-219 (72 amino acids)
Biological process (GO): mitochondrial respiratory chain complex IV assembly
Cellular component (GO): mitochondrial inner membrane
Source: RefSeq, a predicted model, not a curated record
AUGGCUAGUGGAAUCUUCAACUCUACCUACUACAACCGGGACUCUAACCCCGGUGCCGCUCUUCUGCGGGCCCGUCGUCCUUAUCUCUUCAAGAACGCCGCCACCGGAGUUGCCCUCGUCGCUUUCACCAUUGGAGUCUAUGCCUACACGAUUAGCGCCGUCGGUCAGGAUGAGUUCUCCGACGUGAAAGUCCCCGAACCCCCCGCCAAGAAGCAAUAA